AUGGAGAAAGGCAGUUUCCACAAGCUCGUCGAGCUACUCCGCCCUUCGCUGGAAGUCAACGCCUUCUUCGGCGCACUGCGAUCGCCACGCAACGGCGCCAUAGCUGUGGAAGUUCGCGUUGCCGUGGCGUUGAGGAUCCUGGCUGGCGCCAGUUACUGGGAUGUCACCCUCAUGUUUGGCUUGUCGGUGCCGGUCACGUACCAGAUCUUGUGGGAGGUGAUCGAUGCCAUCAACAACACGCCUGCGGUUGGGGCAUGUGACCCCCCCCUGACCGAGGAAGGCUGCAUGCGAAACGCCAACAGAUUCAAGGAAAAGAGCACCGAUGGCGUUUUCUCGUGGGUCGUCGCCGCCGUGGAUGGUCUGUUUAUCAAGGCCAAGGCUCUGUGUGCGAAAGAGACCGCCAACGUCAUCGCGUACUACUCCGGCAGCAAGUCCGUGCUCGACGAACGACUGGGUGGCAUGGAAUGGAUCCAUCCAAUUUACAUCGUCGCCGCGCAUGCUCACUCCAAGCGCAGGAAUGUGCUGGCGAUGGGACUCGACAAGACCCCAAUUCUCAGUGGGAGUGUGUGCGUCCCCUUCAGAUACCAAAAGGAAUUGUUUUCGACCAUCGCGGAUUCGUCUGGCGUGCUGCAAACCGAGAUCAUUGUAUAA
Ectocarpus sp. CCAP 1310/34 is the source of this 651-nucleotide messenger RNA. NCBI's taxonomy places the organism in Eukaryota, Phaeophyceae, Ectocarpales, Ectocarpaceae. The record is from the annotation of a GenBank genome assembly.